Messenger RNA from Cuscuta campestris, 2249 nucleotides. The record is from the annotation of a GenBank genome assembly. Lineage: Eukaryota; Viridiplantae; Streptophyta; Magnoliopsida; Solanales; Convolvulaceae.
AGGAUGAAGAAGUCAAUAAAGGAGAUAGAAUGAAGCCCACGGAAUUCAUUCCAUUUAGAAGUCUGCCUCUGAAGGUUUCACAGAGAAAUCCGGAUUCAGACAGUGCUGAGCCUUCCGGAAAUCUUGGCCAGCCUUCCAAUAUUCUAGAUAUCUCAAACGGCGACAAUUCCGGAAAUGGCAACUCAGUGCCAAUCCAUCCGGAAACACCAACAACUUCUGUUCUUCAACCAGAAGCUGAACUAGAUCAACCAGUCAAUCCCAAUCAACACUAUCUUCGUUGGAAGAAGAAGAGAAAGAUCAACUCUUCAUCAACAUCUGAAAAUGUCAAUCCGGAUGAGUUGAAGGAGAAGGAAACUGCUGAGGAAACCUCUAUUCAAAACCGGAGCCCUCAACAAUUUGAAGAAGAAAUUCCUCAAGUCCAAAGCCUUCCAACCUCAUCUCAGCCUCAUACAGAUGAUGCUGACAACAAAUUCUGGCAGCUCUACUAUAAUUGGAGAGCUUGGAAAGUUGGAAAUUCAGAAGAGCAACUGUUGGAUUGGGACCAACAGCUGAAGAAUGAGAAGAUUAUCAAGAAGUGCUUAGGUAUUCCAGUCAACCACAACUGUGAAGAUAUUUUGAAUGAUUACUGGGUAUGGCAAAAGAACCCUGAAGACCUGCAUAUGGAAUACCUGGCCAACACACCAGUUUCAGACUGUGAAGCAGAUGAUGAAGACACUGCAGUCUUCAAGCCAGUCUUCUCAAAAGCCACAGAAGAUCAAAUGGCUCCCACUUCUGAAGAAAUAGCUGUUUUGGAAACAACAGCUGAGGAUUUCCCUAUCUUUCCGGAAACCUCACCUGCGUUUGAAAUGAUCUCCAAUCAAACACAACUUGAGAUUCUGGAAAAGUCAGCAGAAAUCCCGGAACAGUCAGCUAUUCCAGAAAUCAUGGAGAAAGCAGUAGAAGUCCAAAGACACUCUGGAAAAGUUGAGAAGGAAACUCAGAUGGCAGAAGUGGAGGUCUCUCAAACUCCAAUAGCCAUUUUUGAAGAACCAAAUGAAGCUGAAGAUAGUGACUCCCUCUCCAGAUACAUAUCAAAUUUUGCACUUGAUGAAGCAGAAGGAGAAUCUGAGAGGACACUAAAGAUCACUGAUGAUGAAGAUGUGCAAGAAGAUGCUGAAUCUCUUCCUUUGCAACUCUUUCAAAGGACAUCAUCUCCUCAUCAGAAGGUCCAAGGGCUGAUUGAGUCAGCCCUAGCAUCUCAACAUGCCUCCUUUAGGCAAGAGAUAGAGCUAAUGGAAGCCAAACACACUGAGCUGAUAGAGAAAUCUGAAGAGAAACACAGCGCUGAUCUCAAGGAGAUAAGUAAAUCAGUAGAAAAGACUCUAGAGAUCAUCUCUCUACUGAGUAAAACUGUGAGCAAUACGAUGGAAAUAUACACCUCUGACAGUCAACUGCAAUUCAAUGAAUUCAACAAAGUCAAGGAGCAAAUAGCAAAUGUUACAGUUAGUCUACAAAAACAGAUGUCCCUUCUCCAAAUGGACAUCAGAUCAGCCCUAGCUAUAGCUUCAGCAAAUCAGGUAGUAACCAAAGACUACUUGAAGGUGAUCAUUGACAAUCAAAAGGAAGCAUACAAGCUGUUCAGACUUAUUGGUGCACAUUCUGGGAACCGCAAGAUGGAAAUAAUUCUCCAACAACACAGUCCAUCUCCAAUACCACAGCUCCCUAUUGCAGUCAACGAAGGAGAAGCAUCUUAUGUCCCUUCUCAUCUGCACAUGACUAAUUUGAUCCUUGAAGCACAGCAAAGAAAUCCGGAAAACUCAGCACAGCACCUAUCCAGCUCAGGACUGGAUGGAACAGAAUUUAUAGGUGCAGUUGCUGACCACUUCUCAGAUGAUGCUCAAUCAGAGGAAAGGCGUGAAAAUUUAAGGCGCAUCAAAGAACUGUGUGGGAACAUGCAGGGCAUCAGUGAGGUUGCCGGAUCUUCAAAACGCAAAAGGAACUGAAGGUUCUUUUCAUCAAACCAGGGGGAAAGUAUGUGAAAACAUUUGUUUUGAUGAAAACACCUUCUUGUUUAAACAUUGCUUGAUUGGUUUAAAAAUUGCUUAAGUAUGCCUUAAUUGCGCUUAUUAUGCUUGAUUAUGCUUAUCUCAAGUAUGAUUUCAUCUUAAUUAUUUUUUUGAAGCGCAUACAUUCAGGGGGAAUGUAAUUCAGGGGGAACUUACCUAGUUUUGGCUAACAAUUGUUUUUGGCAAUGAAUUAUUGAUAAGCUC